AUUACUUUUAUGUAUUUCUGUCAUGAAAUACAUUAUACGGCUUGAUUUUACACAAACUGUUUUGAUGAAGGGACGUCCUGCUACUCGUAUCCUAUAAUCCUCGCUGCCGCGACCUCUGACCCCUGGGUGGCUUCUUGCGUAAGAAGGAAAGCACACAGGAACACACCCUGGCCUAUUGCUAGUGUUUCCCUGAGAAGAAGUUCGUGUGGUGAGCUCAGCUGAUGUGGAGCUCCUCCAGGUCUUUGCUAAUUGCUGCUGGCUAGUCUGAAGGAGCUGAGUGUGUGAGUCUCGGAGGUGGGGUGCUCUGUGAGGCGGAAACUCAGGGGCUUGGAAACUGGAGCUGAAGUUGAAAAUCCAAGUCAUCUUGAAUUUUUAAUAGUUCCGCAAGUAAAUGUAACUAGUUACUACCCAAAGCUGAAGCACAACUGGACCCUUCAACAUAAAAAUGUCCCAAAACAUCCUGGUAAAUCUGCCAAAGACAGAGUCAGAAUUAAGAAACAAAACGUCCUAGGCCUAGUCAAAGCCCAGAGCCUGUAUGGGCUGCCCUCAAUUGGGCUUCAUACAAAAGAAACCCGUGGGACAAUCUUUAUUCAAAUCGAUGUCAGAGACGUUUAGUUGGCACAAGGAUCGACUCGCUAAAUUUGUUAAAGCUGCAAUAAGCAACUUUCAUAAAGAAUAUGUUUUUACAUAUUUUUUGAAACUGUCACUACGUUGUGAUAGUUUGGUAUAAGACGUGUAAUCUUCUCCUAGUGCAAACUGGAAACAACCAGUCAGAGACAGGAGGUGGGUCUUAGCUCUGUCAAUCACAAUCUUGUGGGGUGCUGCUCAUCCUCCCUUCCACGCCCACUUUUCUCUCUGCUAUGCUCUAGCUAGCAUAGCCUGUUGUGAAUGCUCAUUCUAGUUAGCAUGAGCAUAACUAGCAUGCUGACGGCAGAUAAACAGGUUUCCCAUAAUCAUAAGUUGUUUCUCCGCCAUUAGCACAUUUGGCAGCCCGUUCACAAGAAAGAUUGGCAGCACUAAGCCCCUCCUCCUGGCUCUGAUUGGCUGUUUUUGUUUGGGCAUUUCAUCAGAUGGCAGUAACAGCUCAGGGAGGAGAUUGAUCUUCUCACAGAUUAUCUGUCUCAUAAACUGUCAUGACAUGGUGACUGUCUGAACAAAUACACACAUAUACUUUAUAAAAGUUACAUACUGCAGCUUUAAAGUGCCAUUUUUUCCCUUGCCAUGCAUUUUUGUUUCCCUAUUUUAUUUUACAAGUUAAACAAAGUUAAUACAUUGCAAUUAAAUCCUUGUCUUUGCCAGAGAUGCGUCUCUUCAGUCGACAUUUAAAUAUCCACUCCAAGCUGAGAUCUUUUCUUUUUUUCUUUUUUUUUCACAGUGUGCAUGCAGCUGAGUGUGCGCUCAAGGCAAGGAAAGACGGCGCUAUCUAACCGAGGCAUUAGAGGACAGCGGCCUGCCAUGUGACCGUGCUUUCAGGGAUUGGCUCACUGCACAUGUGACAUCACAGAGCUUCCUCCUCCUUUUCCCACUCUUCCUCUGCCUCUCUCUGCCCAUCUAGCUCUCUGUACCGCUCUCUCUUCCUCCUCAGCAUCCCACCGCCCCACACCCCCUCUUCACCCCCUCACAGAGAUGGCGUGUGUCGAUGCUGCUCAGGCGUCCGGGGCCUAGUGCACUCAGGGAGGACACUCCCCUCCCCUCCGUUCCUCCUGCUUUCCCCCGUAUUCGGAGUGUUUGUUCCCUCCGUCUGUCUUCUUGCUCGUGGUCCUCCAAGUGUGUCGCCGUUUGUUGUCGUGCCUCCCUUGUGCGAGCCCGGCCCUCUCGAGGGUGGAAGAAAUCAACACCGUGCUUCACAGCGGUGGAGGGAGGUGGGAUGAGCCGUGCACAAUUAGCCAUGCCCUGCCCAGGCUUGGAUUUGACCGCCUAGAUCUUUCUUCUUCUUCUUCUUCUUCUUCUGUCCACGUGUGCACCCCAGAGGGCGACGUAGGAUGAAAAUCUGCGACUAUGAUGCAAGGACUGAAAAAACGAACCAGGAAAGCCCUGGGCUUACGGAAGAAAGACAAGGACACGGAUGCAACGAGCUCACCAGACAAAGAGGGAAGCGAAAGCAGAAAGAAAGGAAAAAAAAAGGCCAAUGGAGCUCCUAACGGUUUCUACGGGGAAAUCGACUGGGACAGAUAUGCCUCACCUGACGUCGACGAGGAGGGUUUCAGCCUGCGGCCCGGUGAGGGAGAGGAUGCUGCUUCCAAAGAAAAGCAAUUCUUCUCCUCCAGCGACUCUGACGACGACGAGGACAGCAAGAAAAAGUUCAAAAUCCGGAUCAAGCCGCUGGUGGCGGACAGCGCCCGGUGCGUCCCCCCAUCGAUGGACGAGCUGAAAGCCUCCGUGGGAGGACUGGCACUCUCUCCUUCCCUGAGGAGAAGUCCGAGACGCAGUCCGGGGAUGAUGAAAAGAAACCUCUCAUGUGAAGAGAUUGCCCGCCCCCGACGCUCUACCCCAACACCAAGUUAUGCAUCUGAGAUGCCAAGCGCCACUGCGCCGCAGAACGUUCCUGCUUUGUUCAGGCUUCCUUCAGACAGCAGAUAUGCCAGAUAUGACGUAAUCCGUAGCGAUGCAUGGGGAGAACCCAGACCGUGUUCAGAAUCCCAGCUGAGCCGAAGUUUUCCAACAGGAGCUCCUCCACCGCUUCCUCCGAAAAACUUCCCCUCCAGAGGUCGUUACGGCUUUCCAUCAGACCUGGCAGCUGAUCUGCCCAACGGCAGGGCGGCACGGAGCUCCGCCCCCAUCUACCUGAACGUCCUGUCACCGGCCUCAUAUCGGGGGAUACCGGGCCCCGACCUGGACGACGUGUUCGGCCCCGCCGACAGUCCCAGAACGAGGGAGGAUGCGCCGUCUCCAAGAUGGGUCACGUUCAUGGAUGACCGACCUCCACCCCCCGACGAGCCGGCUCCCCCGCCACCGCCGGACUCUCCUGCCCCGGACACGCCCACUUCCACGCCUUCCACGCCCGGCCUCUCGCCGGGACCGCCCCCCAACGAGCCCCCUCCUUCUCCGCCAUGCUUUUCCCCCGGCUCCGCUCCUCCUAUCACUCCACUAGACUCGCCCCCCUCCAUCUUUCUUGGCCCUCCGCCCCCAGAUGAGCCAGCUCCCCCCUUACCUCCCGACUUCUCCCCUUCCGAGUCUCCUCCUGCUUUCCUCGAAGAGGAAGGAGACGAUGAGGAGGUUCUGCAGUUCGCAGGAUACGCCUGCGCCCCUGCUCCCAUCAGCCCCGUCCCCCCUCUGCCAGCAGAGCGGAGGUCCCCGCGGGCGGCGGUGACGUCUCCUUUAGUCUAUGGGACUCUGGGAGGAAAGAGGACUCCAGAGGGAGCGUACCAGAGAGAUGAAGUUCCAGAAGUGACAGGCUCUCCCAGAGAGCUGACACCCAGCUUCAGGGGAACGCCGCCUCCUCUUCCUCCAUCUGCGUACCGGUCCAUCAUGUCUUCCCCUGGGCCCUACUCUGGCAGCAGCCCCUCGUCUCCAGCCCGCCCUGCCACGCCUCAGUCCCGGGGGAGCCCGGUGCCUCCUCCCCCUCCUCCCCGUCCAUCCUCGCGACCGAAGCUGCCCCCGGGGAAGCCAAUCACAGACCUGAGUCGGCCUUUCAGCCCCCCGGUUUCAGGAAGCCCUCCGCCUUUUGCCCCCCUGGCCCGCGCCGAGAGCUCCUCCUCCCUGUCCUCCGUCACCUCGCACAGCGCGGCGUCCACUCCCACCUUAGGACGGGACCUCAGCAUGCCCACCGCAGAGGCCUCGCAGCCUCUGGUUUGGUUUGACCACGGCAGGUUUUAUUUAGCUUUUGAAGGCUGCUCUAGAGGGCCCAGCCCGCUCACCAUGGGGCCCCAGGACACCCUCCCGGUCGCUGCUGCUUUCACCGAAACCAUCAAUGCUUAUUUCAAAGGCGCUGACCCCAGCAAAUGUGCGGUGAAGAUCACCGGGGAGAUGGUCCUCUCCUUCCCUGCAGGUAUAACCCGGCACUUCGCUUGCCACCCGACUCAACCCGUCCUCACCUUCGUCAUCAGUAACUACAGCCGCCUGGAGCAAGUCCUGCCCAAUCCACAGCUGCUCUGCUGCGAUACCGCUCCAGACGGUGUAGACGUCAAGGAGUUCUGGGUAAACAUGCCAAACCUGAUGACCCAUCUGAAGAGGGUGGCAGAACAGAAGCCUCAGGCGACGUACUACAACGUGGAUAUGAUCAAAUACCAAGUGUCAGCGGAGGGGAUCCAGUCCACUCCUCUGAACAUGGCCGUGAGCUGGCGGGGGGAUUCCGUCAACACCGACCUUCGGAUAGACUACAAAUACAACGCGGAGGCCAUGGCCGCCCCGGUGCCGCUACACAACAUCCACUUUGUGGUUCCGGUGAACGGAGACAUAGCCCGGCUGCACACCAUGAUCCCGCCCGCCACAUGGAAUCCAGAGCAGCAAACGAUUCAGUGGAAAAUCCAGAGCCUGUCUCAAAGAUCUGAAAAUGGAGGAGUAGGGGCUCUAUUGAGCCGGUUCCAGAUGGAGGAGGGUCCCUGUAAGCCGUCCCAGCUGGCCGUACAGUUCACCAGCGAGGGAAGCACGCUGUCCGGCUGCGACAUCCAGCUCGUCGGGACCGGCUACCGGCUGUCUCUGGUCAAGAAGAGAUUCGCUUCAGGAAAGUAUUUGGCAGAUAAUUAGCGAAAGCUGUCGAUGAAGAGCAGCGAGGAAAUGUGGCUUUUUGACUGUGAAGACUUACGGAUCCAUCCCACGUUUAGUGCUCUUGACUAAUUCUCCUCUGCGAACCGUCGGCGUGAACAAUGGAGGUCUGCUACAAGAACACAGUUUAUGCAAGCUAACACAAAUCAUCCUUUGUGCACCUGGAACGGCUUUAAACACGAGGAGCCGUUAAGUCUUUGUUGUUUUGGUGUAAAAAAAAAAAAAAAAAUUAUAAUAAUAAUAAUUGUAUUUUAUUCAGUGAUCCAGCCUUAUUUAUUUAGUUAUUUAUUCUUUAGUUGGUCAUUGCUGUAGAUGCACUGCGAGAGGUAAUGGGAGUUGAUUGCAUAAAGUCUAGAACAAUCUGGAAGGUGGAAAACUAGAUCUGGCUGACACUGCCACGUCCCAUCAGACAGUCAGAGUGAGAGUCCAUAUUUUCAUCCAAUCAAAACCGUUCCCUCUGUUUUCAAGGCGCAUCGAAAUGAAAACUAGGCUAAUUAGCAUUUAGAGGCGACUGAUGAGGGUAUGAAAUUUGCCGUGCCUUGCAAAAAAUAUUCCUUUUGCUAUUUCUCCUGGGCUACGUCGUUAAAACCCAAACUUCAAUGGGUUCCAUUGGGCUUUGACGUAAGAGACCAGCACGAAGUCGAGCCUGACUGCGAAUUGGACGGUUUUCAGUAGCCUAGUGAAUAAAAACAUUAAAUAAAAUAAACUCCAGAAAAUCUGGUUUUUGCUGCAAUUGCGUCUGCAACCAUCUACCAGCUCUGCAUGUGUAGAGUCAGACAUUUUGGUUAGUUCCUCUUUGUAAAAUAAUCAAGCCACCCAGAUUCAAUUGAACAUUUUAAAACAGGGAUCUGCAGCCUUUACAAUCUAAAGAGCUGCUGAAUAAAACUGGCUUAGAGCCGCUAAUGUUACAAGACCUUUGGAAAAGACGAUGUAUAUUUUUUCAUGAAUAUCUGCCAUCGGUAAUUUGAAAGCUUUUGGGGUUUUUUUUUGAAGACUCAUCUUUUUAUUUCAAUUUUUGGUGUUUAAACUAAAGAAAAAAAGAACAGAGAUACAUUUUCCUCUGCAGAAAAUGGUGCAACGAAAACAUCAAUACAAGAAUAAUACAUAUAAAUGUAAAUCAUACUUUUAGGCUGAUUCUGUUUUGGGAAUUCAAUGUAAUUACACCACAAAAAAAAAAAAAACUGCUAAGACCUGCAUUUGUUAGCACAGCUACAUUUAAAAACAUUAGCUGGUUCUUUGUCAUUUUUUUGCCAAAGUUAUAUUACUGAAUGCCUGCAGCUGCCACGUUUUCCCGUAGUGAUGAGCCUGCUGUGCUUUGUGUUGAUCAAUCAUAUAAAAUCUUCAAACAUCACAAUGAAGUCUGAUGGAAAGUGACAAAAAUAUAUUAAAAAGUUUAUAUCAAUCAAAACACCAAUUAGUAAGAAUGUUUGGGGAUUUUUCUUCUCAUAAUUCUUGACUUUGGUAAAAUAGGUUUUGUUUUUUCUUCACUGCGUCGAACUUCCUGAAAGCGUCAGGUUUUUCAUCCCCUGGUGUUUUGAUUUAGUGGAAUAAAUAGGAAUUUGAUUUUAAAUGCGCAAUAGCAUGAGAAUGAAUCACUUCUUGUCCUCGCCUCAUAAAAUCUUUUGUUGUGUUCAGGAUUGGCAAAGACUUAGAGCGCUAGCUACAUUUGUGGAUUACGGACCUCUGGUGGCACCCCUGGUAAAGAUGUGUGAAAAGUCUAAAAAUGAAUCAAUAUUGUUCUUGGUUCCUCUGAUCUACAACUUUCUAUUUUUUUUUGCCAGUAGGAUAGUACUUAGUUUUCCUUUAUAACACAGUUAGCGCACCGCUAGCCAAAAAGUUAGCUGCACUAGCUAAAAAGCUAGCGGUGGCCACCCUAAUCGUGAAUCAUUAAUCAUAAAUAUUAGGUCCACUAAAGCUAACAGUAAUUUGUGGAAGCUAAUGCUAAAUGCUAAUUUUAUAUAUUUUUCUGUAUACCUCAUUUGUUUUUUUUUGUUUUUUUGAGACUUGCCACUUGUUCAGUAAAGUUUCUUUAUAUAAUAAAAAAGAACAUGAGGAGAGGACUUCAAAAUAAGAGCAUGAAUAUAAAUGUCUACCUACUUGAAGAAUUUGGUCGUUAACUGAACGACCGAAUUCUUAACUGAACUUAACUUUGACUUAACACGUCAAAAAAGUGAAGUUUUCACAGUUAGCAAAAAUGCUAAGGAAGCAAAUAUUAGCGUGUAAAACGGAAGUGUGCCCACCAAAGGCUUAUUUAAUUUUAAGUAGAACUCAUUAAAUACAGAGACAUAUGUUUAUUAAAGUUUUAACAGUUAGUUAAUGGUUAGUUUUUGUCAAAAAAUGUAUUAAAAAUGUGUGUUUUUCUAAACUUUGCAAUAAAAAAUGUAUUUAAGGGGUUUUCCUCCACACAUCUUUCCAGAGGGUGUCAAUAAGUGUUGCUAGUACUCUAAAUAAAGUAGCGCCAUACUAAAACCUGCAACAAAUUAUGGUAGUAGUGUCUGGCGGUUUUACGGGGGAUUUCGUUGGGUCGUGGAAGUUGUGGCUUCCCCUGGACCAGUUGGAGUAAACGGUUCAAAGUUCAUCAUGUUUGCUGUGGGAUACGUGAGCGUAUACGAGUGCCAUAUGCGGAUGAGGAGGAGAAGUUGCUGAAGACGUUUCAGAGUUGAUGACUGUCGGAAGUUGCCUUUGAUGCUGCUAAAACCAAUACGGUCGCUUUUUGUUGGCCAGGACCUCAAGGUCGAGAACAGGGAAAUUUUAGGGAUGUUCUGGCUGUCGUCGGUCAACAGUAGAACGUCUUUCCAAUGGGGACGGCACUAUUUAACUCUGUUUUAUUAUUUCUUUCCCUUUUUCACCAUCAUAAGUACACGAUUUAUCAUUUUCUGAUAGCAAUAUUUUGAAGCCUAUGUGUAAAAAGUGUACAUAUAUAUAAAUAUAUAUAUAUAAAAAAAGCCGUUUCGGACAUUUGUCUGGACAUAUGGACAUGUCUGUGGUUUUCCCUUAGUUUGUUGAUGUCAGCACUCGGAAUACAUUUAGUUCACGACACGCUCCUCAUCUGGUGUUUUUCAUGCAGGUUUGUGUUCAGAAAUAAUAAUUUAGAACAAACAACAACAACAACAAAAAAGCUACUUGUGGAUGUUUCUUAAUGGUGCCACAUGAAAGUGUUUUUGUCCCUCCACCGUUCCUAUGGAAGCAAUACCAGUUGUCCACCUUCAUCCUGGUCAUGAUGUGUGUGUGUUUGCUGUGUAGGUGUGCUUUGGGACGAGACUUUUAGAUUUCUCUCAAGUCUCCGCUCAACGUUUCGCUGUCCAUGCUCCUCUGAACACCCACUGUCAAUAAAUCUGGCAUGUCAUCGAUAUACCUAGAGGUGUUUUCCAUGCGACGUUAAUGCUGUUUGUUUUCGGUCGGCGCACAGAAUCCAGUUUCACUGCAUCUUGUUGCGCAAUGUGUUUUGCACAUCACAUUCACUUUGUUUGCUCAACUUGGUCUUGGUUAUAUAUUUGCGAUGACGCAUCGGGGCCCUUAUAAAUGGCCCAAAAAAGGGGAGUAAAUUUCUGCUAAAAAAACUCUGAAAUUUUGAGUUUAAGAUCAGAAAUCUAGAAGAAAAAAAAAUUCUGAGCUCUAAAAGGCAAAAUUUUGGAAGAGUAAACACAUUAUUUUUUUUAAUGUCUUGAACAUUUUUGAUUUUUUUUAAAACUCAGACAUUUUCAAGAUUUUUUCUAGAAGAUUUCUGAGAUUAAUCUAAAAAUAAUAAUAAUAAUAAUAAUAAUAAAAAUCUGAGUUUUUUUCCAACAGUUUUACUUUUCCUGCUCAAAAAUGUUUAUGUUUUCUUUGUCAGAUAGAAAAUUUCAGAUACUUUUUGGUGAAAAUGUACUCCUUUUUUUCCCUAUCUGCAAUGACCCUAAUAAACAGUUGUUUUCAUCUUUAGAAGAAAAAAUUCCUUUUUCAGUUGAAGGUGCAGAAUUGAUUUUAUUUUUCUUUUAGUUUUUCACAGUGCCUUGUAAAAGUAGUCACACCCAUAUUUUCCUGUUUUGUGACAUCACAACAAACCUCAGUGUAUUUUCUCCAAGAAACCAAAACUAAACGUGUAGGUGUAAAGUUACUGAAACAUAGUGGAGAACACAAUUUUCCAAAAAAUUUACAAUUAAAAAUUUCAAAAGUGUGGCAUGUAUUUGUCUCCAGCCUCCCUGCAUUAAAACCUUCUUUGACAAGUUCGCUGUGCCUCUGACAUCACUUUAAGUAGGAACUCCUAGGUAAAGUAGGUUUGAAGUGGUCCCACAGUUUUUCAGUUUUCAGAUAAGACUGAACAUUUAUCCAUGAGAAGUUUGAAGCUGGACUAUUGUUUUAUGACCUCCACGGGAUGCAAACCAUUAAUUGACUUAUUUAGUGUGAAUUAAUGGUUUACUAGAUUAGAAUGAGUUCCAAUCGAUUAGCAUUGGCCGCUUAGAGAGCUUCUGUUAGUAUUGCGGUUUGGCCGCCAUCCAGCAGAGGGCGCCGGUGGUCAUCCUUAAGUGCACCUAUAGUCCCAGAACGGUAAAAAAAAAAAAAAAAAAAAAAAAAAAAGCUGUAAACGGAGUCUGGUGUGGCGUGAAAAAAAAGCACUUUACGCUAUGUUUUGAAAUAUAAACAUUCAUACCAAAUGACGGAGCAGUGUAAUAUGAUACAUUUAGCCCUUAUUAAAAUGGAAAGACGAGGAACCUCUGGUACAAAAGAAAACGCAGAUUUUUAAGAAAAUGGCCGCUUAUCGUGAAAAAACCCAUAAAUUUGAUCAACUUUGAGUGAAGUUAUUGAUUAAUGAGUUGAUCGAAAUGACGUUUCUCACUAUCCCACAGUGAUACAAAACAGGGCGUUACUAACAUUGAGUAACAAUAAAAGGCACAGUCUAACUAAAAUUAUCCUAAGCAAUUAAUAAAUAGAUGUACAAUAACUAGACAUAUAGCGUAAAAAGUUUUACAACUGAGAAUGUAUAUGUAUAUAUAUAUAUAUAUAAGUAUAUAGAGAUAUACAGAUAAAAAAAAGUGGCGGAAGUGCAGAGUUUAAGUGCCGAAUUUGCAUCUAUAUGACCUGCCCAUCCUUUAAACUUCUCCAAAUCCUUCUCCCUGAACAGUCUCCUGUGUUUUAUUGUCUUAAUGUUUGUUCUCUGACUUAUACUGACAUUAACUUACACAUAGCUCAACUGUGUAAUAAAAAGAGUCUUCUGAUACCACUUAGGUUUUUGUUCGAGGUGUAAAGGAGACUGAAUGCAAAUCCAUUCCGCUUUACAGAUGUGUGUUGUACAUUUUUUCUUCCUCUUCACAGAUAAGCACUACUUCGUGCUAGCCGUUCACAAAGUAAUCCCUAUAAAAUACACUGAGUUUUGUAGCGUUACUGUGACAAACUGUGAAAGGGUUUCAGAGGGUGUGGAUACUGUUACAGGGACUUGCAUAACUAUAUUUAUAUCAUUUUUCUUUUGCCUUAUUGAUGAAUAAAAACAAUGGUUAUCAUGUGAUCCUCUUCCUCAACUUUUCUCUGCCUUUUGGCUGUCAUGUUUUUAAUGUGAGAGUCAGAAUAUGCAAACAUCUCAUGUAAAUUUCACACCCAAAGCUUUUAAAGGUAAAUAUAUGAAAAAGUCUAUAUAAUGUAACAUCUGUUUUACUUGGUAAUAAAGAAGAGAAAACUGA
Molecule: messenger RNA, 10358 nt
Organism: Gambusia affinis (western mosquitofish)
Lineage: Eukaryota; Metazoa; Chordata; Actinopteri; Cyprinodontiformes; Poeciliidae
Product: SH3-containing GRB2-like protein 3-interacting protein 1
Exons: 25
Coding region: 1999-4686 (895 amino acids)
Biological process (GO): clathrin coat assembly; clathrin-dependent endocytosis
Cellular component (GO): plasma membrane; clathrin-coated vesicle; cytoplasm
Source: RefSeq, a predicted model, not a curated record